Molecule: messenger RNA, 2474 nt
Organism: Ficedula albicollis (Collared flycatcher)
Lineage: Eukaryota; Metazoa; Chordata; Aves; Passeriformes; Muscicapidae
Gene: SEPTIN3
Product: septin 3
Exons: 10
Coding region: 252-1304 (350 amino acids)
Biological process (GO): cytoskeleton-dependent cytokinesis
Cellular component (GO): presynaptic cytoskeleton; septin ring; microtubule cytoskeleton
Molecular function (GO): GTPase activity; molecular adaptor activity; GTP binding
Source: RefSeq, a predicted model, not a curated record
UGCGGAGAUGUUUAAUAUUCAGGUCACAUGACGAUGGCAGCAGGAGCAGCACCAGCAUCCCCGCUCUGCUGAAAUAGCCACUGGAGAAGGAAGGGAAGGAGAGAGGGGGGAGAAGAGGACGCAGGGAAGAAAGACAAAGGUAAAAGCAAGUGGAGCCUUGUAGCCCACCGUGCCGCUUCAUCAGCGUCAGGCUAGAAAAGUGGGGGGAGACCCACCCCCUUGGGAGAGGAUUCGGAGACAAAGGAAGCUUCAUGUUCAAAGGACCAGGGGAGAGCAAAAACGAAGCAGCCAUGUCUGAGCUUGUCCCAGAGCCACGACAAAAGCCAGUCGUACCAAUGAAACCCAUGGGCAUCAACGCCAGCUUGCUGGGCUACAUCGGUAUCGACACCAUCAUCGAGCAGAUGCGCAAGAAAACCAUGAAGACGGGUUUUGACUUCAACAUCAUGGUUGUAGGUCAGAGCGGACUGGGAAAGUCAACAUUGGUAAAUACCCUCUUCAAAUCCCAGGUGAGCCGCAAAUCUUCAGGCUGGAACCGGGAGGAGAAGAUCCCCAAGACAGUGGAGAUCAAAGCCAUUGGGCAUGUCAUUGAAGAAGGCGGUGUCAAAAUGAAGCUGACAGUGAUUGACACACCAGGAUUUGGGGACCAGAUCAACAAUGAGAACUGCUGGGAACCUAUUGAGAAAUACAUCAACGAACAAUAUGAAAAGUUUUUGAAAGAGGAGGUGAAUAUUGCAAGGAAGAAACGAAUUCCAGACACGCGCGUGCACUGCUGCCUGUACUUCAUCUCCCCUACGGGCCACUCCUUGCGGCCUUUGGACCUGGAGUUCAUGAAACAUCUCAGCAAGGUAGUGAACAUCAUCCCAGUUAUCGCUAAGGCUGACACCAUGACCUUGGAGGAGAAGACUGAAUUCAAACAAAGAGUGCGCAAGGAACUAGAAGUAAACGGGAUCGAGUUUUAUCCCCAGAAAGAAUUUGAUGAGGACUUGGAGGAUAAAACAGAGAACGACAAAAUCAGGCAGGAAAGCAUGCCCUUUGCAGUAGUGGGCAGUGACAAGGAGUACCAAGUGAAUGGCAAAAGAGUCCUGGGCAGGAAAACACCUUGGGGAAUCAUAGAAGUGGAAAACCUCAAUCACUGUGAAUUUGCCCUACUUCGAGAUUUUGUCAUCAGGACCCACCUUCAGGACCUAAAAGAAGUGACCCACAACAUCCACUAUGAGACCUACAGGGCCAAACGGCUGAAUGACAACGGAGGGCUGCCCCCCAUGACUGUGGAGACAGAGGAAAACCACGAAAGUAACCUGUGAAAGACCCUCCCCUCCACGGUCACCUGGUGACUCUGGAUAGACGACCCACCCCUGCUCCCCUUGACUCAACCAUGGGCCUGUCUCUGAAGCAUGUGGCACAUCCUCCUUGGAGUGAGAGGAUGCAAGUGUGAGUGUGUGCGGGCGUGCAUGUGCCUCCCUGAGUGCCGGAGAGGGACAAGGGCAUCUCCCCCAUCCUUCCCAGAGUGUCCCCAUCCUUGGUUUGUUUUUUGCACAGUGGACUGUCUGUCAGCUUCCUUUCUCUUGUUUCUGUGUCUCAGCUGUGUAUCUUGCCUGGGGGAAAUAGUGUUGGGGGGAAGGAUUUCUAGGGAUACGGAUUUUGGAGGGGGGCGGUGUGGGGCAUGCUGUGGUCCUGUUUUUAGCACUUGAAGACAUGGCAAGGAAAGACUCUGGGAGAGAUGGUGGAGUUGAUGCAUGCAUGUUUCAAGGGGUGUCAGCAGAGAUUUCUCUUGGAUCUUCCAUGGGUUGGAAGGAGCUGGUUGGUCUGAGGGCAUGGUGGUCUGGCAUUUUAUCCCCUUUUCUUGCUGUGGCUUCUCAAGGGGAAAUGGCAGCUUGGAACAGGGUAGAUGAUAGAAGGCUGGCAUGUUUUGUGGUUCAGAGCAAGUGACUGGUGGGAGGAGACAGAAUCAGUUCUUGGCCUGUAGCAUCUGUUUGAGAAGCAUCAAAGUACUUGGGGAAAAUGGAUAUAUUCAAAAGCAGCAAAACCCAGAGGAAAAGAAGGUGUUCCUGCUGCAGAGGGUGCAUUUUCCCUGCCCAGCACUAAGGUCAAGCAAUGCUUGUGUCACAGGCAUUUGACUGUGCAGAUCAGACGAAUCCGUGCUGGGGUCACCCCAUACCCCUGCUGCAAUCCCCAAUUGCAUUGGUCUCUCUCCACCAGCACUGAGCAGGUCCUGGCCAAACCCUUCCCCACAACACAGCCCCUCUGCUGUGGGAGCACAAGGAAAACAAUGCCACAGGGAGUCUCUGCUGGGACCUCCCCCAGGGACAGCUCCACUUGGGGAUCUUGGAGGAGUGCAAACAGCCAUGGAUUAAGAAGCACUGGGCCAGGGUGGGGGGCACAAGAGAUACCUCUUCUUCAUUCUCCCCAUCGAAAUGGCUGCAUUUGCUACAGCAGCCUUUCUUCUUUCCAUGUCUUUGUCUGUUCUUUACCUU